AUGAUCGCGGUAAUCGGCAGCCAGCUGCGCCGGGACUGCGGCGGCCAACUGCGUCGCGGCCUACGUAGUGCGCUGGCUUCCUCUGGCAAUCAACGCCAGCAGUGUCGGCAGCUUUCUACGUCAACGGCCUUACGGGCAGCGGCGGCUGGUGGCAAUAGCGGCAAUAGCGGGCCUGAGGAGAGACGCGAACACGAAAUGCAAUACAUGACCUCCGAGCACAGCACCGCGAGCGCCUGGGACACAGCCCAACCCAAGCUAGGCACCUGGCCCAACAUCGAGCCCGGUGUUGGACGUCCCGACGUGGUGCAGCCCCCCGAACCGUCCGUGUUUGUCAAGAUCCGUAAGCUGCAGCUUUCGUUCCUGCCCGUCCUUCAGCGCGUGGCCCGCGCCCCUCGCCCUUUAAUAAAACCAUACUUAUCCCAGUUUUCGUGA
Molecule: messenger RNA, 432 nt
Organism: Volvox carteri f. nagariensis
Lineage: Eukaryota; Viridiplantae; Chlorophyta; Chlorophyceae; Chlamydomonadales; Volvocaceae
Exons: 4
Coding region: 1-432 (143 amino acids)
Source: RefSeq, a predicted model, not a curated record